GAAAAACAAAUUGGACUGUUUACAAACGUGCGCGCGCUCUAGUGUAGUCAAGCUGCAGCGCAAAGCAAGAACACUAUCUCCCAGAAUGCUUUGCGUUGCCCUACGCCUGCGUCAGCAGCGCGACGAAAAUCUGUAGCCAAACAAACCGAACACGGGUAGCUGUAAUAUAGUUUAACAAUGGAGUCGGAUCAGACAAAAGACGACUGUGCUCCCACCCAGCCAACACCAGCACCUCCCUCCCAGUCAAAGAAGCCAAGUCAGGCUCUGUACGUCCCCAAGCAACGACUUCAAGGCUCCAAAGACAAACCUCAGACUCAGGGAGAAGCUAAACCGAGACCCAGACCUCGCUACACAGACAAGGCAAGAAAAAACGCCAAGAACAAGAAGAGCAAGGCUGGAGCAGGGGAUAAGGAGGCUCCUGUUGGAGGAGAGGAUGGAGGAGAGACACAGAAUGGUGAUCCUGAUGUAAAGGAAGAGCGGUUACAGGAUACGGAUGUGCAGGUUAAUGGGCAGCCGGACUCAGCCGAUGUGGAGGCAGAUGAUACCUCAGGGCUGGAAGAAACAGCCGCUCAGGAAGAGGAGGAGGACAGCUGGGACACCUUGUUCAAUGAUGAUGGAGAUUGUCUGGAUCCGCACCUACUUGAAGAGCUGGCUGUGAAGGAGGGUAAAAAGAAAGAGUCAAUCCAGGAGCCCAGGUUUGAUUACUACAACAUGGACCGAGAUGACGAUGACGACAUCGACCUCACGGAGGAUGAACUUGCUCACAUUGUAGAGAUCUACGACUUCCCUGUGGAGUUUAAGACGGAGGACCUUCUCAAGUUAUUUCAGUGCUACCAACAGAGAGGCUUUGACAUCAAAUGGAUUGAUGACAAACACGCCCUGGGCCUCUUCUCAAGCCCCAUUGCAGCUCGUGAAGCUUUAAGAUCCAAACAUCCACUGAUGAAGCUGCGACCACUCUCCAAAUCCUCCUCUGCCACUAAGGCCAAAGCUCGUAGCUGCUCAGACUACCUCCUGCCUGCUAAAGAGAGACCUCAGACGAGUGCGGCACUGGCUCGCAAGCUUGUGAUCGGUGCUCUCGGUGUGAAGAGCAACCUGACGAAAGAGCAGCGCGAGGCAGAGAGGAAGAAGCUCCAGGAGGCGAGAGAACAAAAGCGGCUGGCAGCCAAACAGAAGGAAGAUGCUUGGGAGGGGAAGUGACUAAACAGAAAGCUACUGUUUUAUUUUGUAUUUUUUUUAGAAUACUUGAUUCAGCAGAGGCUUAAGUCUUCUCCAUUUCCUCUCCUGCUCUGUUUUUGUCAAAUGGCCACUCCUUCCUUCCACCACACUUCACAGAAGUGGAUUCCAACCAUUUCUCCUUCUUUCUGCCACAGUCCUUCUUUUUGCCUGCAGAGUUACAUCAGAUGAGAUUGUCCUGCUGUUGAUCUCCCACCCUUAUCUUCAUAGUCUGUCCAUGUUGCCUCUGUGCCAUGGCCGAGCUAACACAACAGACUCACCUGUACCACAGUAACCACAGUCGUGAAGCACUGAGUCUAACCGUUUGUCGAACCCAACUAAAUACACCUAAUGCUUCGUGUUUGUUUUUAUACGAAUUUUUUAUGCUUUUAAAUCUGACCCAAGGAAAUCCACGUGUUAAUGUGAGGGAAGCAAAGUUUUUUUGUGAUAUGUCCCGUAGUAUAUAUAUAAUAUAACUCACUCACGCUGAUUCAGUACAUCAUUAAACCCUAUGUGAAGACAUUGUUGAGAUCCCGUUAGCUCGUCUAUUAAACAUUUUCUGAGAAGUGAAAAGCCUCUAAAAAAAAAGCUGGUGCUGUUGUUCUUGUCUAGCUUCAUGGCUGUUCUGUCUGUGUUUUGUGUUGUGUGCUCGUCUGUACACAUUUUCAACAAGAGAAGUCUUGUUCAAACGGGACUGAUGAUGAUGAUUAUGAUGAGGAUAAUAUGGUUAUUCAAUCUAAGGAACAAACUUUAGCUGAAUAAGCUUGUAGUUGACAGGCAGCUUGUUAGCCAGUAAGAAAUACGCAUUUUGGGGGUUUGUUGGGAGAAAAAGUGUUAUUGUGAACACUGAAACUCUCGAGGAGUCCUACCUCAAUGGUGUGUAGGCUAAUGUAUCCAUCUUAUAUUGACGAAACAUUCUUUUGAGGCUAAAACAGAUUUACCUUUUCAAGACAUUGUGAAUAACAUUGUAUCUGGUGCUAGUAUAUUUGAAAACUACAUCCUCAAUAAUAAGUAGUAUGGACUCUGCACAGCGACAUAUCUAGGGUCAGUAAAUGUGAAUGAUACUCAUGAGCAGAUAUUGUAUUUUUGUGAACUAACUUUUUGAUCAAUGGAAGUUCAGCUGCAAGUCUAGUUUGGUGACAUGUCUCCGCUCCAGCUGAAGUAUUACACAAUGUAUUAGUUGAGGAAGUUCGGAAACAUUCUUCAAUGUUCCUCAACGUUUCUUUUUUUUCUAUGUUCCUGGAAAGUCGAUAUUUCCGACUUUUCAACUAGAGAGAAAGACUGUUUGCUUAAUUCCUAGUCAGCUUCCUGAAACACACACACACACAUCCAGGCUCAGGAGACUUUAGUUACAGCUAGAGGCAGCUGCCUCCUCUGAGGCUUCACCCAGCCAACCACAAACCAUGUGACUCUGCGUCUCCUUCACCUCCUCAGCCAAUAAUUAAGUCUGAUUCUCCUGCCUGGAGAAAGCUGCACAUUUGCCACUUGUUAUACCACUAAUUAAAUCAACUCAUGUCUUCAAAAUACAAUUUGCUGUUAACUUAUGGCCUCACUCGCUGCUACCUGUCAGUGGGUAUGUUGUGCAACUGAGUGCUGAGUGCAUAAAUGUUAUACAAUGUGAUCAUAAGAGUAUGUGUGUCAAAUUCGACUCUACCAGCACAGCAUAUCCAUGCUUCAGUGCAGUUCAUUACAGCUGUGAGGGGCCCAGUUUGUGUAACAGUUCAGAUCAUUGCCUGAAGGCGACAGAGACACAGUGCCACGUGGCUCAUGGUGGGCUAAUUAAAGUGCUGCAGCCUCCGAUGAGGCACCAUUACAUGUUCUGCUUUUUUCAUCUCUUUUUAAAUCAGUGGUUCACGAUGAGUGUGAUAAGGUAAUAUUCACACUAUUCAAAUACAUCUCUGCAGGUAUUAAUCUCUUUCCAAAGUUUCCUUGUUUCCAAAGAUGUAUUUACAGUAGGAGUGAUGGAAUUAUUUAUUGUCAGCACAUCAAAUACAUUGUUGAGGCUGAUGAAUAUGAGUUUUACAGCAUGUGUUUCAGGUGUUUUAGGCCGGACAUAAAGCAGGGAAUAUUAACUAGUGAGAGAAAUACUGUUUUAUUCAAUAGGGAAGGUAUUACAAAAUGUGAUGUAACGUUUGUUAACGUUUUCAGGAACAUUAUAAAGGCAAAUAUGCUAACAAGAUGAAAGUAUUUUUUUAUUUUGAUUUUUACUACUUUACUUCUAUGACACUGAGUUAUUAAUGGUUUAGUGUGACUCACUCAUACUGUCAUUUAUUUAACCUGCUGAUGUCUGAUCACCAAAUUCUCUUCUGAAGUCAAAACAGUAGAUACAAGAUGUAUUUUAUGUUGAUUUGUCAUCACUCUUUCUAGUGUUCAGAUCAUGUUGUGAUUUAUUAAACCCUUUUCUUCUUA
Epinephelus moara (kelp grouper) is the source of this 3621-nucleotide messenger RNA. It is a transcript of the gene r3hcc1l, whose product is annotated as R3H domain and coiled-coil containing 1-like. The record is from RefSeq and is a predicted model, not a curated record. The transcript has 7 exons. Lineage: Eukaryota; Metazoa; Chordata; Actinopteri; Perciformes; Serranidae. The coding region runs from base 178 to 1197 and encodes 339 amino acids.